Ylistrum balloti is the source of this 846-nucleotide messenger RNA. RefSeq names its product carbohydrate sulfotransferase 11-like. Gene Ontology annotation, molecular function: sulfotransferase activity. Gene Ontology annotation, cellular component: membrane. The record is from RefSeq and is a predicted model, not a curated record. The transcript has a single exon. Gene Ontology annotation, biological process: carbohydrate biosynthetic process. Lineage: Eukaryota; Metazoa; Mollusca; Bivalvia; Pectinida; Pectinidae. Bases 115 to 846 code for a protein of 243 amino acids.
GAAAGCGAUAACAGAGAGAGAGUCCAACAUCUCCGUCGGGAAUGUAAACAUCAUCAUCGAAAAGAAAAUGGACAUAAAUAUCUUAACUAUCUCAUAGUAGACAAGAAAUACAAAAUGGUGUUUUGCUACAUUCCCAAAAUUUCCUGUACGGAAUGGAAGACGAUAUUUAUAACUUUGAAAGGAAAAGUAAAUUCUAGUUUGCUGGAUUUAGGGAACGUUCACAGAAAGUAUCAACGUCAUUUGUCAUUUCUAGGUUCAUAUUCAUCGCGUGAUCAAAAACGUAUACUUGAAAAUUACAAGAAAUACAUUGUCGUAAGGAACCCACUAGAACGACUGUUAUCGGCCUACAGAAACAAACUUGCAGGUCGGGGUUUUAAAGAUUAUACAUUUCAGGUAGAAGGAAAGAAAAUUGUGAAUCGUUAUAGAAUUAAUGCAACCCGAGAGUCUCUUAAAUACGGAAACGAUACCACUUUCCUGGAAUUUGUGAAAUAUAUCACAGAUAAAAAGACAGAACAUCUGAAUGAUCACUGGGAUAGAUAUACAACGUUAUGUCGUCCCUGUUUAGUAAAGUACGACUUUAUUGGGAAGUUUGAAACUCUCAGUAGGGAUGCUGAUUAUAUCUUAAGGGAUAUUGGAGCUCCUACUGAAGUUCGAUUUCCUUCAAGGUCUAAGAAACAUAACAGUACUAUAGAGACUGUCAAAACAGUAGACAAAUAUUAUUCACAAGUACCUGCAGAAUAUAUCAAAAAGUUAUGGAAGUCCUAUCGAUCUGAUUUCGAUCUGUUUGGUUACUCAUUGUCUGAUGUUUUAAAUGUGACCUCAAUUCCAGAAAUGAAUACAUUUUAA